GCUGCCCCACCGCCCCCUCCUCCACCCGCUGUUCCUCCUACAGCUCCUCCCGCAGCUCCGAUCUCACCCCCUUUCCCUGCACCUCCAUCGCCUGCUGCACUUGUAGCGCCUGCUCCUCCUCCUCCUACCAUUCCUCCCCCUCCCGCUCCAGUUACCCCUGUACCCCCACCGGCACCAGCCCCACCUGAACACAAGAAGUUGGAUACUCUGAGCUCUCUCAAGCUUCCGACACCAAAGCUUGACUUAGGACACAUUCACAUGUGA
This is a messenger RNA of Heterobasidion irregulare TC 32-1, 264 nucleotides long. RefSeq lists its product as uncharacterized. NCBI's taxonomy places the organism in Eukaryota, Fungi, Basidiomycota, Agaricomycetes, Russulales, Bondarzewiaceae. The annotation marks the transcript as partial. The transcript has a single exon. The record is from RefSeq and is a predicted model, not a curated record.